CUCCCUCUCUCUGUCUAAAACCCUAACUCUCUCUCUCUCUCUCUCACUCGCUCUCUUCUCGUGCAGCAAUGGAGUUCUGGGGUGUUGAGGUUAAAAGUGGACAAAAUCUUCCGGUGUAUCCUGGUGAUAUCCAGGUCAUACAUCUUUCACAGUCUAAUAUUGGUGAGCUUAAGAAAGAAAAGGGAGGUGAAUCCAUUUCCUUGUAUGUGACUGUUGAUGGGAAGAAACUUGUUCUUUCUACUCUCCACACAGAGAAGCUCCCUCAGCAGCAAUUCGACUUGAUUUUUGAUAGAAAAUUUGAACUAUCACACAACUGGAAAAAUGGAAGUGUCUUCUUUUAUGGAUACAGGGCUGUUAAACCUGGCGAAUAUCCUUUAUUAUAAUUUUCUUAUCUUUUGUUGUUCAGUUUUGCAAUGGCAUUUUAACGUUCUGUUUGAAACUAUGUUUUGUUAAAACCUUAACAUGUUCUCUUUUGUGCUCACUGAGUCUGAUGAUGAAUUAGAUAGUGAUGAACUUGAUGCAUUCAUUGAGACACAUCACCAGCCAGAGAUUAAGACACCUGCCAUACCAGAAAAAGAAAGUGCUGCCAAGGAAUCUGCUGCUGCACAAGAAAAGGAAAGUGCUGCUAAGGAAUCUGCUGGCAAGAAGAAGGUGAAAAUAUCCGAACCAAAGAAAGUACAGGAGGAAGGUGAAGAUGAUGAAAGCAGUGAUGAAGAUGAAGACAUGGAUGCUGACGAUGAUGAUUCCGAUCUUGAGUUAGAUUCGGAUGAAGAUGAAAGUGAUUCUGAAGAUGAAGAAUCAGAGGAUGAAGAGACUCCAAAGAAGGUUCAAAGUGGGAAGAAGAAGCCUGCAGAAUCUAAAAAGACAGAUGAGGAAUCAGAGGAUGAAGAGACCCCAAAGAAGGUCCAAAGUGGCAAGAAGAAGCCUGCAGAUUCUAAAAAGAAAUCUGCUGUCCCCGCAAAGAAGGUAAACUUGGAUGAAGAUGAAAGUGAUUCUGAAGAUGAGGAGUCUGAGGAGGAAGAGACCCCAAAGAAGGUCCAAAGUGGCAAGAAGAGGGCUGCAGAAUCUUCAAAGAAAACUCCUGCAAAGAAGGUGAAGCUUGCCACUCCUCAGAAAACUGAUGGGAAGAAAAGCAAUGAUCAUGUGGCUACACCACACCCUUCCAAGAAAUCUGGGAAGACAGCUGGUAAACAGACCCCAAAAUCAGCAGGCUCUCAUAAGUGCCAGAAAUGCGAUAGGUAAACACAGGAAGUGAUCAUCUCUUAGUUUUGAGUUCUGUUUGGAAUCCACAAAUCAACACCCGUUUUUCGGUUUUGUUUCAGGGCAUUUGCUACUGAAGCUGGUCUGGGUUCCCACACAAAAGACAAGCACGGAGCGGGAAAGUAAAUUCGACUCCCCUAGAGAGAUGAUAUCAGUAAUAGGUAGCUGCUUGCCUUGUUUUCUAGGCCACUUUCUUUUAUCAUGAGGCUCCAAUGUUAAUGGAGAGAGCAGUUUAGUAGUAUGUUUUUUGGAUUCAGUACUCUUUUAUUUACACUCAGAUCUGUUUUGUUUUGUUUUGUUUGGAUGGUUGUCAAUUUCUCCGUGUGAACAACCAAUUAUUCUCCAAAGGGUUUUGGAUGUUCUCCUCUUAUAUCCUAUGCUAUUUGAAGCUAUUCUGCUUUUAUUUAGGCCUUGUUUGGAACAUGGCUGUUGGUUGUUGGCUGGUUUGAAUGACCGAUUAAGUUAGCUGUUUUGACCGG
Messenger RNA from Cuscuta campestris, 1739 nucleotides. Lineage: Eukaryota; Viridiplantae; Streptophyta; Magnoliopsida; Solanales; Convolvulaceae. The record is from the annotation of a GenBank genome assembly.